AUGCCGGGUCACUCAGACUUUGCAAAAGAGACCGCCUCCAAGCGAGUGGGUGCCCGAACGUCGGCAGAGCCAUUCUGCGGGACUGGCCCGGCUGCAGCUGCCCGUGGCGGGCGGGGCCGCCCGCGGAACGUUGUUGCCGGCGCGCCCUCAUUGGUGAAGGAGGGCGGGCAGCGUUAUUCCGAUUGGCGGAGAGCAGAGGGAGGCCCGCCCCCGCUGCUGCUGCUGCUGCAGGCGGCCGGCGGGGCCAUCCCGCCGCCGGAGGAGGCGGCGCGCAUGGCGCGCUUUGUGCUGCACAACUGCGACUGGGGGGCGCUGGCCACGCUCUCCGUGCAGGAGGGGCUGCGCGGCCACCCCUUCGCCAACAUCUUCUCCCUCAGCGACGGGCCCCCGGGGCCCUUCAGCGGCAGCGGCGUCCCCUACCUUUACCUGACCGACAUGGAGAUCUCCGUGCAGGACCUGGAGAUCAAUUCAAAUGCCUCCUUAACUGUGUCUUUGGCACAGACUCCUUACUGCAAGAAGCACAGAUAUGAUCCCCAGAAUCCCCUCUGUGCCCACAUAAUCUUCUGUGGGAGCAUUGUAAAGGUGAAUGACUCAGAAGCAGGUGUAGCAAAAAAAGCAUUAUUCAGUCGCCACCCUGAAAUGGAAAGUUGGCCUAAGGAUCAUAAUUGGUUCUUUGCCAAGUUCAACAUCACCAAUAUUUGGGUCCUGGACUACUUUGGUGGAUUGAAAAUUGUGACACCAGAAGAAUAUUACAGCGUCAAGCCUUAG
Messenger RNA from Nipponia nippon (crested ibis), 768 nucleotides. RefSeq names its product cellular repressor of E1A stimulated genes 1 (gene CREG1). Lineage: Eukaryota; Metazoa; Chordata; Aves; Pelecaniformes; Threskiornithidae. The record is from RefSeq and is a predicted model, not a curated record.